Hyla sarda is the source of this 771-nucleotide messenger RNA. RefSeq names its product taste receptor type 2 member 123-like. The record is from RefSeq and is a predicted model, not a curated record. Lineage: Eukaryota; Metazoa; Chordata; Amphibia; Anura; Hylidae. Bases 1 to 771 code for a protein of 256 amino acids. Gene Ontology annotation, biological process: sensory perception of taste; detection of chemical stimulus involved in sensory perception of bitter taste; G protein-coupled receptor signaling pathway. Gene Ontology annotation, cellular component: membrane. Gene Ontology annotation, molecular function: bitter taste receptor activity; G protein-coupled receptor activity. The transcript has a single exon.
AUGGCUCUUCCCCCAGAUUCCACGGCGGUUCUGACCAUAUCUGCCCUUGAAGCUGCAGCCGGGAUGGUCUCCAGUUCUUUCAUUGGGUUUCAUAUUCUAAAAAACAUUUCUAAAGGACAAACCAUAAGCACCAUAGAUAAAAUCCUCCUGGCACUGAGCAUCUCCAACAUGGUGUCACCCAUCACACUGUUAUCCUCCAUUGUUAAUCAUGUUGUCUGGAAUGAGAUGAACAUCUCCAGUAUGUUGAGAUACAUGAUGGUCUUGUACUGUAUGAGCUCCUGCUCCUGGCUGACAGUCUGUCUCUCCUUCUUCUAUUAUAGUAAGGUUAUGCAGUUCCGGUCCAGGUAUCUCUCCAGGUUGAAGAAUAACAUUGAUUCACUGACCCCAUGGACAAUCCUGGUGGUGGAGGUCAUAUCUCUAGGUGGCAGCUUUAUGAAUGUCAUGAAGGACUUCAUUCCAGGACUCUCUCCAUGGAACUCUGACGUGACAACCAACAUCACCAAAGACAGUUCUACAACAUCAUCCUUGUACGAGGUGAUGUACCUUAGUAACUUUGUCCUAUAUCCGUGUAUGAUAGUCCUUACUGUGUGGAUUAUGGCUUCUGUCAUUAUGCACAUUCAUAGGAUGAGGAGAAACAUCUCCACUGCUAGGACCAUCAACCUGGAGGUUCACCAGAGGGUUGUCCGUACUCUGCAGCAUCUAGUGGCUUUCUAUGUAGUCUUUUAUCUCCUGCUGAUCAUUGAAUAUAAUAUAUCGCUCCCGGGUGUCUAG